Molecule: messenger RNA, 426 nt
Organism: Rotaria sp. Silwood1
Lineage: Eukaryota; Metazoa; Rotifera; Eurotatoria; Philodinida; Philodinidae
Source: the annotation of a GenBank genome assembly
AUGUCUCAUGAAAAUCUUGUCGAAUGUCCGAAUGCUUCAGUUACAGAAACUUAUAUUCAUCGAAAACCAUUUUCGAAUGCUUGGGAUAAAAGUCCAUCAUCAGCUGUUAUUGCCUCACAAGCCGUACCGUUGCAUCGAAUACACCAUGCUCAACUGUUGAAAUCUUACAAGUCCAUCAUAUUGUCAUCACAUGUUGCCUAUGGUGUCCAUUAUAGUGAUCGUUGUUGGAAACAAUACUUUCUUCAGAAAGUCAUUGGUCGAACUGGUAUCAAAGAUUGGAAUAUACCCAAAAACAUUAGUAUAUUCAGUCCAAGUGAAGGCUGGCGGAAACUAUCAAACGGAGCAACGAUAAAAGAUACAACAUUUCGAGACUUCAAACGUAAGAUCAUGCAAAUGCCUAUUCCAAAGCCUAACAUAUUUCGAUGA